This is a messenger RNA of Hippocampus comes (tiger tail seahorse), 5053 nucleotides long. RefSeq names its product capping protein, Arp2/3 and myosin-I linker protein 3. The coding region runs from base 217 to 4686 and encodes 1489 amino acids. Gene Ontology annotation, cellular component: lamellipodium; plasma membrane. The record is from RefSeq and is a predicted model, not a curated record. Gene Ontology annotation, biological process: regulation of Arp2/3 complex-mediated actin nucleation; cell migration. Gene Ontology annotation, molecular function: protein binding. NCBI's taxonomy places the organism in Eukaryota, Metazoa, Chordata, Actinopteri, Syngnathiformes, Syngnathidae. The transcript is spliced from 40 exons.
ACCCUCCCUGCCUCCCCCCCGUCCCUUCACAUCCAUCCUCCCAUAAUCCAUCCAGGUUUUCUUCCGGGAAAGCUCGGACGCGUUGCAGGAAUGGCUGCAAGAGCGACCAUUGUUUUUUUGUCCGUAACUGAGAAAGAAUAAAAAAAAAGAGGGCGUCCAUCAGAAGAGGAAGAAGAAUAAGGAGGAGGAGCAGCAGGGAAUCCAGCUGCUGCAGCCAUGGCCGCCAAAGAGAUCACCGUUUUUGGCUUCGCGAGUGUGAACAAGGACAUCACAGACAGUAUCAGGAAGAUCAUCGAGAAAUCAACCAUUAAGUUCAUUUGCGGAAUUAAGACUGACACCAAGAGCGGGAAAACAGAGGAUCGAAUUCUGGUGCUGGCAACGUGGCGUCUCUACUUCCUGGCGCCCAAGAUUCCCGCCAAGGUUGAAUCCACAUUUAACUUUUUGGAGAUCCGAGCAUUGAAUUCACACCCAGAUCACCAGGUCAUUAUCGACACCGACAAGUCCACCUGCUGCCUGAGGUUCGAGUCACGUGACCACCUCAACCACGUGGUCAGCCACAUCAAUUAUGCGCUCUCAAGGAUAUUCAACAACUCGGUGUUUGCCCCGUCCAUCUGUCACUCUGAUAGCGACCUUUCAGAGGGCAGCAGGAAGUAUUCGCCCACCUCGGAGACGUCGGUGGAAACCCAGCGGGCCUGUGGAGGCUUUUCAGAAACCUACGCGGCACUGUGCGACUAUAAUGGCAUCAGCUGCAAGGAGGAAGUGCAAUGGGACGUUGACACCAUCUACCAUUCCCAGGACAACCGUCAAUUCAACCUGCUAGACUUUAGCCACCUUGAGAGCAGGGAUCUGGCGGUGAUUGUAGCAUCGGUGGCGUACAACACGUGGUUUACUAAGCUGUACUGCAAAGACCUGCGCUUGGGCUCAGAGGUGACUGAGCAAGUCCUGCACACUGUCAGCAAAUCAUCCAGCCUGGAGGAGAUCACGCUGGAGAACGCUGGGUUGAAAUCAGACUUUCCACAAAAGAUGUCGGCCGCUCUCUCCGAGAACCCCGCCGCUGUCAUCCACUCACUCAACCUGGCCCACAACUCUCUGGACAACCAAGGUGUGGCCAACCUGAUCCAGCAAAUGUGUCAUCUCAGCAAGGGUCUCCGUCUCCUCAACCUCUCCAAGACCUCGCUGACCUCCAAAGGGGUGGUGUCGCUUUCUAUGGCGCUGAACUCCAGUGACGAGUACUCCAACUCGCUUCUGCACCUGGACCUGAGCAAGAACCCCGGCGUCCUGUCCGGGGACGACGCCUCGAGCUUGUAUCUCUUCUUGUCGCAGCCCAACUGCCUGGUGCAUUUGGAUCUGUCGGGCACAGAUUGCUCUGUGGACUCACUAUUCGGGGCUCUUCUGAGGGGCUGUUGCGCUGAUCUCUCCUUUCUGAAUCUUUCCAAAAAUUCCUUCUCCCACAGAAAAGGGAAGGACACGUUGCCGUUGUUCCGUCAGUUCUUCAGCUCCGCGUUCAGUCUCACCCACGUCAGCCUGGCCGCCAUGAAACUGCCCCCUGAUGUCCUCAGGGCUCUCCUCAUGGGCCUAACCUCCAACCCUCACAUCAACGACCUUCAUCUCGACAUCAGUGGCUGUGAGCUUCGAUGUGCAGGAGCUGCUGUCCUCCAGGAGCUCUUCCCCAGAGUCUCUUCCAUCGGCACGUUGGACAUCUCAGACAAUGGUUUGGAUGCAGACUUGCUCACGGUGCUGCCCGCCCUCUCGAGACACCCGUCGCUGAAACACCUUCAUCUCGGCAAGAACUUCAACAUCAAAAACAGGGUUCUGGAUGAAGUCCUGCAGAAGUUGGUGCAGCUCAUACAAGAGGAGGAAUGUGCCCUGCAGACCCUGUCGCUGACCGACUCCCGCCUCCGUUCCCGGGGCACGGUGCUGGUCAACGCCCUGGGGAGCAACACCUGUCUGAGGAAAGUGGACCUGAGUGGCAAUAACAUGGACGACAUCGGCGCCAAGAUGCUGAGCAAAGCCCUGCAGAUCAACACCACUCUCCGGAGCGUGACAUGGGAUCGCAACAACACCUCCGCAGCAGGAUUUCUCGAUGUGGCCAGAGCACUCGAACAUAAUUUCACCCUGCAGUACAUGCCCCUCCCCCUGAGCGACAUCAGCCAGGCAUACCGCAGCGCCCCCGAGAGGACGGAGCAGGCACUUACCAAGAUCCAGAGGGCUUUGGUGAGGAACAACCAGACUCAGCGUUUCUCCCAGCGUCAGGCUCUUCGGCUGCAUCAAGGCCUCGUCACCAGCACCGCAGAGCAGGUGAUGGAGCGUCUAUGCGCACGCGUUCAGCAGCAAGUGUGCCUGCUGCGAGGCGUCGGUGAGGCAGAUGACAUUCAAGCAGCCAAACAAGUUCUAAAGGAGGCCAGGAAUUCCCGCGCGCUGUACCCCUCCCUGUGCGAGCUGGCCCACGUGCUCUCUGUGGACGGGCCAGUGCGCCAGCGUUUGGACUCGCUGGCCGGCGAGCUUGCCAAAGCCGCCGACAAGGAGCUUCAGGUGAUCGUCGAUUCGAUGGUGUCUCUCUGCCGUGAGCUCUGUCCCUUAUCGUCUGCCGCUGCGGAGCGACUGACCCCCCCACUCUCGUCCGUUUCGGAUCGCGUGUCCGUACCUCGUGCCGCCAUCCGCACCGCCCUGAUGGAAAGAGCAGCGCAGGAUGUCCACCGAGCCUUAGAAGAAGUCAAACUGUCUGUGGUCUCCUAUCUGACCAACUCCAUCGUGGACCAAAUCCUGCAGGAGCUCUAUGCCACCCACAAGACGUUGACCCGCCAGAUGUCUCAUCUCAAACGCCGGGAUGGGUCGUGCGAAGACGGAACGGGCUGGAGGUUCAACAGACACAGAGACUCUCUUGACAUCACUGAGGAGGAGCUCGGCACCAGUAUAGACACAAUAGCCAUUAAGAAGCGCAGCUCGAGAACAAGACGAAUACGACCCGUCUCCACCAGGCUGAGUCUCUGUGAUGACUCCAGCUCCUCGCCGCCCCCUUCCAUCCCGUCCUAUUCCACGCCACUGUCCCGCUCAGCCUCCUGGGAGGGUCUCUCUGAGUUGCCCACGCAAGGUCUGCCUCUCCACCACGUGACCAGGGUCCGCCCGAGACCUCCACGCAGGCACAAAGGAGGAUAUCUACCAGCCGAGACGCAUUGUAGUGAAAAUGGAGGAAUAAGCCCGCUGGAUGACGGACUGCCAGAUUUCUAUACAAAAAGAGUCCUACCAGAUAGUCAACUCUCCUCUCUGCACAACACGCACUCACUGAGGAGGAAGAAAAGGAGGAACGUGCUCGCCAUCUUUGGUUUCCGCAGAAACCGCAACCAGACGCUGUCCAACCAGGAGUCCGACGCUGACUUUUACGGCGAUCACACCGUUGCUCGGGCAUCAGCAGGGCCGGCCGCAGAGAACGUGUACACACUCCUCCAGCCCCCGAGGUCUGCCGCCAGGGUUGGCUCUCCCGGAAACGGACCCGAUGGGAAAACUACUCUGGCUUUGAGUCCGCCACCGCCAUUGCCAGGCUUUCCACAAUCAGGGAUGGGAGGGAGCAAACACCCCUUUUACUCCCCCACUGAGCACUCCGAAAAGGACGCAGUGCCCGAGCACCCGCUGAUGGAAGCCGACAAGUACUGGGCGGACGACAGGCAGAGGACCACCGAGGUGCUGCAGGCCGAGGACAUGUGGAUGGACAGCAGGCCGGGCGAGCGGCACGCAGAGCGGCGGCGCUCGGAUGAGAAGCCGGGAGAGGCGUGGACCGCCGACAGACACACAGACCGCCAAAUUGACAGACAAUGGACAGCGGAAAGACACACGCAGUGGCAGAUCGAUCGGAAGAUGGAGAGACAGCGGCUAGGCGGCAGGCAGAUCGACCGCUCGUGGUCGGAAAGCAAGCAAACGGACGUACAGUUGGACACCCAGUGGACGGAAAGGAGUGUGUGGAAGGCGGACAGACAAGUCCAGGCGCUUCAUUUCACUCAAAGGCCUUUGCCGCCGUACCCCUCGGACAGGACGCCCUCGCCCAAACAGGAAGUGAGCGCGGAGCUGGACAUACAGGGAGAGAGACGCAUCAGUCCUGAUGCUUGCGUAGAAGGGUGGAGGAGCGGCUACGCCGGGCGACCAGUCUCCUGCGUGACGAAACCUGAACCCCCGCCACAAAGUAGCAAACCCAACUUAUCCAAACUGAGGCAAAGGCAUCGACUGGAGAGCUCCGACACGCUACCUGAAGAGGAUGCCGAUGGAGAGGGCGAUCCAGCCAAGUUGGACAAGAAGGACCAAGAAAAAAGAAGAGAUUUGGAGGGUCAACCGCCGCCGAUUCCAGAAAAGCCAAAGACGUCAUACGUGACUUUCAUGAAAGACCCAGCUCCGGAGAGGAGCUUGCCCCCUCCACCUUUGCCCCCGCCGUUUGGCAGAUCUGUGCACGGGCUGCCUGACAGAGCUGCCAGUCAAGGCGAAGAAGGAUUGCGACCUCAGGCACCCGUCAAGCCCCAGAGGAACAGAAAAGCCAUGUCGUGCGACGCAGGCACGGACAGGGACAGCCCCGAUAGCAUUGAGAAGCCCCCAAAUCGCAAACCCCCCGAGAAAAAGCCUAGAAUGCCUCAAAACAGAAAUAAGUCGCUGGACUUGUCUGACAGUUUCAACACAGCACCCGGUCACAGCGAGCUGGUGUGAUGAUGUCACAGCAGGGCGGAUAACACACACACACACAUUCACACACAUUAUUCUGCUCCACUCAUUUAACAGUGUUUGCCUCUUGAGAAGACCCCCUCAAAUCUUUAUCAUCGCCUCCGAUCCCGACUCGUGGCUUGUAAAAAUGCUUUUUUUUUUUUUUUUUAGUCAUAAUAGAAUGUGAUUUCUACGUCUGCAGUGCCCGCCAACACAGCCGACUGCCUUGAACACGACUUGAGGAUUUAUAUCUGAAAGGUGAUAUUAUAUUUUAUAGAGAGAGAAAAAUCAAUAUGGUGGAUGAGUACUCCCACUAAACCACAAACACACUGUAUGAAUGAAUGUACGAAUAAAUAUGGAAUGGGUAAACUGC